AUGCAAGCAAUGGGGUUAUCAGUAGCAGUUUCAGUUCCAUUUUACCAUUCCAGAUUAUGCAUCAAUGCCUCUCCUCAUCCACCCAUUCCCCUCAAUUUGAAUCAUGGCUUUUCCAAAUCACUUACAUUCAGGGACAGACUAACUCGUGGGAAGAGUAGCUAUGUCAUUCGUUCCCAAAAGAAUCGUGACGAUGAUGGUGAUGUCGAUGGAUUUUACAUGAGGAAAAGCGUUGAGCUCGCCAGAAAGGCUUUGGGGUGUACAAGCCCCAAUCCUUUAGUUGGAUGUGUUAUUGUCAAAGAUGGUCAAAUUGUUGGCCAAGGUUUUCAUCCUAAACCUGGUCAACCUCAUGCUGAGGUGUUUGCUCUGAGAGAUGCUGCUGAUUUGGAUGAGAAUGCAACGGCGUAUGUCACUUUAGAACCUUGUAAUCAUUUUGGGAGGACUCCGCCUUGCACUGAAGUUCUCAUUAAAGCUAGACUUAAAAAGGUUGUUGUUGGGAUGGUGGAUCCAAAUCCUAUCGUGGCUUCCAAAGGGUUAGAUAGAUUGAGAGGUGCUGGAAUUGAAGUUGUUGUUGGUGUUGAGGAAGAAUUGUGUAAGGGCCUCAAUGAGGGUUAUAUGCUUGCUUGUGAUCACCCACUUCUUGUUAAAGAAUACAAUUCUGAUCCUGUUGGAAAAGAUUCUGUUGAAAUGGCAAAAAGGCUUCCAAAAGAGAUGCUGAUAAAUCUGUUUAAUAGUUUGGAAACAACUGCCGCUAUAUGUUUUGUCUGCAAUAGGCCAGAGAAUAAGCUUGGAGAUGAUGAAACGUGGGAUAGGGCUGAAAGUGCUCUCAAGGAGGCUUUGGAUGAGUGUGGCAAAGGGAAUGUGUUUGUUAAGAACUUAGCGAAAUCGAUAGAUAAUGUGGGACUGCAUGAUUUAUUUCAAGAAUAUGGGAAUAUUUUGUCUAGCAAAAUUGUCAUCUCUGAAGAUGGGAAGAGCAAAGGGUUUGGUUAUAUACAGUUUGGUUCAGAGGAGUCUGCAAAUGAUGCUAUCCAGAAAAUGAAUGGCUCUACUGUGAGAGAUAAGCAGAUAUAUGUUGGGAAAUUUAUCAGAAAAAGUGAGCGCUCUUUGCCUGAACCUGAUGCCAAAUAUACAAACUUGUACGUUAAGAAUUUGGACCCAGAUAUUACCGAAGCACUUCUUAAAGAAAAGUUCUCAUCUUUUGGAAAAAUUCUUAGCUUGGCUAUUGUAAAGGAUGAGAAGGGGUUGUCAAAAGGUUUUGGAUUUAUGAACUAUGAAAACCCGGAUGAUGCAAGACGAGCAACAGAAGCAAUGAAUGGAUCACAAUUUGGUUCAAAGAACCUGUAUGUUGCAAGAGCACAAAAAAAGGUUGAACGUGAGAAGAUCUUGCAUCAGUGGUUUGCAGAAAGAUGCAUGGAGAAAAACUUGAAAUACAAGGGAUCAAACAUUUAUGUGAAGAACAUUGAUGAUAGUGUUAGUGACGAAGAACUAAAGAGUCAGUUUGUGCAAAUCAACAAAGAGAAUCGCAAGCAGCUUCCUUAUCAAAUUACAGGCAUGGUUAAACCAUCCAAGCUUUUAACAUGCUUCCAGUGGGGUGCCUUGAUGGUGGCAGGUCUGUGCAGAGGAAAGAUGUUAGGCAAAGCCUAUUGCAGCUCCAGCAUUCACACUGGUGUUAUUUAUCAUCACCCUAAGGGUUCUACAACAUUUUAUCAUCAUUCAUCGGGUUCUAUUGGAUUGGAAUCACCCGCUGAUGGUAGACGUUCAUCUGAGUCUAGCUACCGUAUUGGAGAUAAUGGAACUUCAGGGGGGACAAAUUAG
Molecule: messenger RNA, 1812 nt
Organism: Vicia faba (fava bean)
Lineage: Eukaryota; Viridiplantae; Streptophyta; Magnoliopsida; Fabales; Fabaceae
Source: the annotation of a GenBank genome assembly